Messenger RNA from Anastrepha ludens (Mexican fruit fly), 2414 nucleotides. RefSeq names its product polycomb protein PHO-like. The coding region runs from base 221 to 1699 and encodes 492 amino acids. NCBI's taxonomy places the organism in Eukaryota, Metazoa, Arthropoda, Insecta, Diptera, Tephritidae. The record is from RefSeq and is a predicted model, not a curated record. The transcript has 4 exons. Gene Ontology annotation, biological process: regulation of transcription by RNA polymerase II. Gene Ontology annotation, molecular function: DNA-binding transcription factor activity, RNA polymerase II-specific; RNA polymerase II cis-regulatory region sequence-specific DNA binding. Gene Ontology annotation, cellular component: PcG protein complex; transcription regulator complex.
UCGAAAGUGAAGGUAGAGUCAUACAUUCUGAUUGCCACUGUUUAAUCGCAAGAAAAUUUCUGUUGAACAUGAUAAGGAUUUUUUGUCAUAUACCAAGAGACAUCUGUAUGUGAACACAACCGUGCAAAUAACCACAACGCCCACUUCGUCAACAGUCGUUUCAACAAGAAAAGGAAGGGAUACAGUUAAACAAGUUAAUUCCGUAGCUACUGCCGAUAUUAUGAAUGCAAAUGUUGGUCAAAUGCGCAAUAUAAACAUUGAUGUAAAUUAUGUCCAAAAUCUCACUGGCGCUUUCAGUAAUAACGAAAUAUCAUUUAACCAUCAACGAAAUCAACGUCAAAAAUAUUUAAACAAAACAGAAGUGCCACAUUUACAAACCGUUGGCGGUGUAGGUUCAAGUGCGGGUAAUAGAAUUUGCUAUAAUAAGCGUAUUGAAAUAAUGGAAGAGCAUGCUAAACCGCGGCGCUGGGAACAAAAGCAGGUACAAAUAAAAACCAUGGAGGGGGAAUUCAGUGUGACCAUGUGGGCUUCCGGUAAUUCCGACGACGAAGCUUCUAACCCAGAGAACGACACAGACUUCCAAGAUUUUUUAUCUUGUGAGGAACGGGAAGUCGAUAACGAAUGUAAUAUUACUGAUUCUGUGCAGGGAUUUGUGCCCACCAUCGAAGGUAAUACUUUCCAGCACCAACAAGAGCAAUUGAUGCAGCGGCAACUGAUUUUGCAACAACAAGAACUGCAGCCUCAACAAGUUCUUGCACAAAAUACUGUACAUGGUGUCGACUCUUUAACAACUACAGACACUGCAUGUGCUGCAAUCACACCCACAAUAAUAGGUUUAAAUGUGUCUAAUCAACAACAAUUAUCUGACCUAGCGAAUACUAGAAGUAUAGAUAAACUAAAAUCAAAGAAGACUGCAUCAAAUAAUAGAGCCGAUACGAUUAUAUCAUCGGAUGAAGACAACGGCAAACAUGUAGUUUUGCCAAUUUCACGCACUACUGUAUUGACUGCACCACUCAUUCAUCCUGCCAAUACUGCUGUGAUCACUAUGACCAGUAUAGAUGAUGGUAGUUUAUCAGCCUCAGCCAUGCCAGUGGGCGUUGUUUUACAACCAAAUCCACAUACUAUUUCUUCCUCACCCCCACCAUUGAGCUAUAGUAACAAAAUAAAUACUCCGGCAACGGAAACGAAUUGCAAUGGUCCUGGCGAAAAACGAAUUGCAUGCCCUCAAAAAGGAUGUUACAAAUUUUUUCGUGAUAACUCUGCUAUGCGUAAGCACCUGCAUACCCACGGACCCCGAGUCCAUGUUUGCGCUGAAUGCGGUAAAGCAUUCGUUGAGAGUUCAAAAUUAAAGCGCCAUCAGUUGGUACACACUGGUGAGAAACCAUUUCAAUGCACGUUUGAAGGUUGUGGAAAACGAUUCUCGUUGGAUUUUAAUUUAAGAACUCAUGUACGAAUUCACACAGGUGAUCGGCCAUAUGUUUGUCCUUUUGACGGUUGUAAUAAAAAAUUUGCGCAAUCUACCAAUCUAAAAUCGCAUAUUUUGACGCACGCGAAAACUAAGCGAAAUUCCCUCGGGGGGAGCCGCAGUAAUAUCAAUAAUGAUUCCAAUAGUCCGGUGCAGAUAGCUACACAAAACCUUAUAAAGGUAGAGAUGAAUGGGAUGGAUUCCAACUCUUCCUAUGUUGUGUAUACGGAUUAAAAUAUAAUUUUAUCAGCAUGAAGUAGUAUCAAGUACAGACGGUCACCGAAGAGGAACUUCGUUUUGCGAAAUCUGCCCACUUUAUUUUAAAUCCUUAUAUUUUCAGUGUUUCUUUUGGACGAAUCGGCAUAAAUUAAAAGGCAAUAUCGUCAUAUAAUUUUAUAUUUGAACAUAAGUAUUUAUAUGAAUUAUUUGGAUAAGGUACUACUACCACUUACUAACUUACUUACGUUGAAGUUUCAGUUAAUAUAUAACAAUUUUAAUAAUGGUUUGGUUUUGAAUUGCUCCCACGUAACUUAUUUAAAUCAAUCGUAAUUUUAUUCAAGUGCUUUCCAUAAUAAUACAAUUAGAGCAUUUAGUUUUUUAAUGAUUUUAUAUUUUAACGUAUACUUGAUGAGCUACUUUAUCUGUACUGCUUAUCGUUGGAAUUUGCGUUUAUAUAGCUUAAAUUUCAGUUUUAUAGUUUAUAUACAGUUUGAAUAAAUUCAUUCAUCAUAGACAUGUCGUAGAUUCUGAGUUCCUCCCAUGUAACUCAUUUCAACCAAACUGAUGUCCAGGUAUGCGGUCUAGUCCGUUUGUAAAAAUGGUUAGUUUUAAUACAACAUUGUGAAUAAACUUACUGAAAAGUAAUUGAAGACCAAAAAAGUUGCUGAGCUUGAAAAGAACUUGUAAUGCAAAGGUAAAUUAUAAAAUAAAGAAAACCGUUUUUCUUGCA